AUGAGCAGCAAAGUCCUUAUCUCAAGCUGGCUUACAGCCGAUACCGCAGAACAAGUCAAGGCUGCACUUCAAAAGAUUGGUGUGGAGGUGACGAUGACAGGAAACGUCAUGACUCUUUCUUUUCCAGACGGCUCAGUCAACCAAGUGGCCGCCAGCUUGGAGGAUCUGAAGGUGGAUUCUCCUCCGCACAAUCAAAGCGACAGCGACUCUACCGCCUCCCAUUUGUCUCAUCUCAACGACCAAGACGUCCUCGCUCCAUUGCCUUCUGAAUUCAUCCCCUCUGAUUUCGAUUCUGACAGCACCUUCGACGACAGAAAGCCCGCUCCCAAGGAAGUUCCCAGGCGCAGACGCACCCGUUUCACCAGGAAGCAAGUAACCAAGAAAGAAGACAGCUCGGACGAAGACAACUUCAUCGAAUCGCAAGAAUGGGUGUGCGUCCAAUAUUCGUGUCCAUCGUCCAUGUCAUUGUUGUUGCUCGUUUUUUCGCCUGACUCUUCCAUUUCACUUCCCCUCUUUUAG
Molecule: messenger RNA, 519 nt
Organism: Seminavis robusta
Lineage: Eukaryota; Bacillariophyta; Bacillariophyceae; Naviculales; Naviculaceae
Source: the annotation of a GenBank genome assembly